UAAGGCCGGACUAAAUUAUUCUGGAAGCAUAACACAUCAACGUUCAAAACUAUUCACUUAUUCCGCUUCUCAACGAGAAUCAUUUAAACAAAAAUCAUGAAGUGCAUCGCAGCUGUAGUCAUGAUGGUUCUCGCCCUCACCGAAGGAGCCCUUGUCCCAUUGGCCUAUUCCUCUCCAUUGGCCCUGGCUGCACCCCACACCACCGUCGUCCAGCAGAACCUGGGUGCCCCACUGACUUACGCCGCUCCAUUGGCUUACUCCGCCGUUGCCCCAGCUAUUAGCUACGCUGCCCACGCUUCGGUCGUUCCAACCGCUUAUGUCCAUCAGCCAGCCAUUGCCGUUCUUGCCCAGCAGGAAGGUCGUUAUCUGGCUGCCACUCGUGGAGCUAUCCAUGACGCCCCACUGGAAGGACACGCCAUCUCCCAGCAGUCGCUGAACCUUGCUCCAGCCCCAGGAACUCUGUAAGCAACGAAGUGCUGCAUCCUGUGUAAAUUAUUUUGACGGUUUUAUGGUUUCAAUUAAAAUUUCUACUCUCUGUGAUUUGACCAUGUAGAAUAAAUUGGGUGAACAUUUUUGAUACAGUUGAA
Molecule: messenger RNA, 587 nt
Organism: Toxorhynchites rutilus septentrionalis
Lineage: Eukaryota; Metazoa; Arthropoda; Insecta; Diptera; Culicidae
Product: adult cuticle protein 1-like
Exons: 2
Coding region: 97-465 (122 amino acids)
Source: RefSeq, a predicted model, not a curated record